Messenger RNA from Bemisia tabaci, 13346 nucleotides. The record is from RefSeq and is a predicted model, not a curated record. Lineage: Eukaryota; Metazoa; Arthropoda; Insecta; Hemiptera; Aleyrodidae.
GCCGCCGCAAUCGGUCAGUGAACAGGUUCGCGCGUGAAGUCUGUUCAUAGUUUACAUUGCCUUCUUCCUCGUAAUUUCGGGCAAUCCAACGCCAAUAUCGUUUUGUCGUGUUAUGUUCAUCGUGAGAUGCGUUUUGCGAAUAUUUCUUGGUGUGUGAAAUCGAUCGUGCGUUGUGUUUGGUCUCUUGAAUCGGAUGGUGAAAGCCGCUCUCCAUCUUGAUGAAAUUGAAACUCCGGUCUCUUGUCGAGUCGUUUUCGUGUGCCCUGCGUUUGGGUGACUCUUUUCGUCGUUCAAUUAGUGCAAUUCUCGGGAGUGCGUGGUUUUCGAUAUCUUUUCGCGGGAUUCGGUGUUCUAUUCCAUGUGAUCACCUGUUGAAUCGUGAAUGAAAAUCGUUUCCAAGCGCGAGGUUGCAAUGGCGACCACCCAAGUUUCGAACCUUCUCGUUUCCUUUCGUGCCGUGCGAGUACUUUUUGUGUGUUAUUCGUCGUGUUGGUUCGGAAAAGAGAGACUAUCCUUUUUCUUUCCAGAUAUGAAUAUAAGUUCUCGGUUUCGUGUUUUUAUUAUUUACGCGUAAUUCCAUCGAGUGUUAUCGUCAUCGAAAAGGAAAUGUCGGAUGUCAGUUCUUUUGGUCAAAAUCACAAACUUUUUGAUGCUGGUCUUCGCGGCUUUGGUCCUGGAUUGUCAGAAAUCUGUGCUGUGAGCUGCAACCCCGACGCAAGGAUUGAUUGCUGCGAGCCUCUGAUAAGGUGCUGAAACCGUUCAUCCCUAUGAAAACCAAUCUUAGGAUUUUUGGUGGAUCGUGGCAUUUGGCGGCCUGAAAUGGGUUCCCGGGACCGUGAGGCGCCCGGCGCGCCCCACCCCCGCCUCGCGCUAGCUCCGCCGCCGCCGCCGUCGUCACCGCCCUUCUCAUGAUAUAAAAACCACUUCCGGCGAGGACUCGAACCUUUGACCUUUCCAUCCCCGUGACCAUCAACCCGAGCGACAGUGUCAAGCCUCCUUUCCAGCUGAGCAUCUCCGUCGAAAAUGGGGCACGAGACACAGCACAUUGACUGCGGGUAGUGUCGAAUCUCUUCGGGACCUCGGGAGUGCGGACCUUUUCGGACCUUGGAUUUUUCUGUGCGUGACUUUUUCGGGAAUGUGCGAGGGGAGUGCGGGCGUCCGGUGGGGAGAGUGAAGGGGCGAAUUCGCGGGGGAUGGAGGGUAGGGGGAUGAAGGCUGUGGGGUCAGAGGAAGCCCCAGCAGCCGGGCUGAGGCUUGUCUCGCUUUCGGUUUUCGCGACGGUAGCGGGGGCGCGGUAAGGGGUUGAUUCCGCGAGAGCACGCUGUGUCUGUCGCGAUGCCGGGCGGACGGAGGGGGCUAGUGGCGCCACAAAACACCUUCUUGGAAAAUAUCAUCCGACGCUCCAGCUCACAACCUGAUAGUAGCUUCUUACUGGCCAAUGCACAAAUCGUGGAUUUUCCAAUCGUUUAUUGCAACGAGUCGUUUUGUAAAAUAUCUGGCUACAACCGAGCGGAGGUGAUGCAAAAAUCGUGUCGGUGCACCUUCAUGUACGGCGAGCUGACGGACAAGGAGACGAUCGCAAGGAUAGACGAAGUGCUCGAGAACCAACUCCACGACCAAUUCGAAAUCCUCCUCUACAAAAAGAACAGCACGCCUCGAGAAACACCACUAUGGCUCCUGCUCCAGAUUGCGCCAAUCAAAAACGAGAGAGACCUUGUUGUCUUGUUCUUGCUGACGUUCCGGGACAUCACAGCGCUCAAACAACCAAUAGAAACGGAGGAUACCAAAGGAGGGGAUCUGUUGGCAGGACUGAGCAAGUUCGCCAAGCUCGCUCGGUCGGUGACCAGGAGUCGCUCCGUCCUCGCAUCCCAGUUCUCCUCCCAUGUUCCGGCCGUCAAGGAUUCCGUCAAGCAGUCCAACUUGGCCCACAUGAUGAGUUUGAACGCGGACGUGAUGCCUCAAUACCGACAAGAAGCGCCCAAGACGCCGCCGCAUAUCCUCCUACACUAUUGCGCCUUCAAAGCCAUCUGGGACUGGGUCAUUCUCUGCCUCACCUUCUACACAGCCAUCAUGGUGCCCUACAACGUAGCUUUCAAGAACAAGACCUCGGAGGACGUCUCGCUGCUGGUGGUGGACUCGAUCGUGGACGUGAUCUUCUUCAUCGACAUCGUGCUCAAUUUCCACACGACGUUCGUGGGCCCCGGCGGGGAGGUGGUCUCCGACCCGAAGGUCAUCCGCAUGAACUACCUCAAGUCGUGGUUCGUCAUCGACCUCCUCUCCUGCCUCCCGUACGACGUGUUCAACGCCUUCGACCACGACGAGGACGGCAUUGGGAGUUUAUUCAGCGCCUUGAAGGUUGUGAGACUGCUGAGGCUUGGACGAGUAGUGCGGAAGUUGGAUAGGUAUCUAGAAUAUGGAGCUGCAAUGUUGAUUUUACUGCUGUGUUUCUAUAUGCUGGUUGCUCACUGGUUAGCCUGCAUAUGGUAUUCAAUAGGAAGGUCUGAUGCAGACAAUGGAAUUCAGUACUCUUGGCUGUGGAAAUUAGCAAAUGUUACCCAAUCGCCUUACUCUUAUAUUUGGUCAAAUGACACCAAUGCUCCAGAGCUCAUCAAUGGUCCUUCACGGAAAACGAUGUAUGUGACUGCUCUGUAUUUCACGAUGACUUGCAUGACGAGUGUGGGAUUUGGAAAUGUUGCUGCUGAGACUGACAAUGAAAAAAUUUUUACCAUUUGUAUGAUGAUUAUCGCUGCCUUACUUUAUGCCACUAUUUUCGGUCAUGUGACAACUAUCAUCCAGCAAAUGACAUCCGCAACGGCCAAGUACCAUGAUAUGCUGAAUAACGUUCGGGAAUUCAUGAAACUGCAUGAAGUUCCCAAAGCCUUGUCUGAACGUGUCAUGGACUACGUUGUCUCUACGUGGGCCAUGACGAAAGGUUUAGACACGGACAAGGUCUUGAACUAUUGCCCCAAGGAUAUGAAGGCCGACAUAUGUGUUCAUCUAAAUAGGAAAGUUUUCAACGAGCAUCCAGCAUUUCGACUUGCCAGCGAUGGAUGUUUACGAGCUCUUGCUAUGCAUUUCACCAUGAGUCACUCAGCGCCUGGAGAUUUACUUUAUCACACUGGUGAAUCGAUAGACUCACUUUGCUUUAUUGUCACCGGAUCGUUAGAAGUAAUUCAAGAUGAUGAAGUUGUAGCCAUUCUAGGCAAGGGAGAUGUAUUUGGCGACUCAUUUUGGAAAGACAAUGCUGUUGGCCAGUCUGCUGCAAAUGUCAGAGCUUUGACCUACUGUGAUCUUCAUACUAUUAAGCGUGAUAAGUUACUAGAAGUCUUGGAUUUUUACCAAGCUUUUGCUAAUUCUUUUGCUAGAAACCUCGUUUUAACCUACAAUUUAAGGCAUCGAUUAAUCUUCCGUAAAGUAGCAGAUGUACGUCGAGAAAAGGAGCUAGCUGAGAGGCGGAAGAACGAGCCAAAACUAGAUCAAAAUCAAGACCAUUUAGUUAGGAAAAUAUUUUCAAAAUUUCGUCGUGAUCGAGCUGCGCUUCAGCAACAGCAACCACCUCAAGCAACUCCAUCUCAACCAGGUCAGGGGUCACCUCCGAUUCGGGAUAUCGAGAAAGGUGAAAGUGCUCCUGAAGCAGAUGAGGUGCUUGCCAUUGAAGAUAGCAAAAGCUCAACAAAAACGACUAACGUAGUAGAAAAAGAAGAAAUUAGUGUAAGUAGUUCAAGUGCUUUAAUUCCAGUGACUAGGCCUCCAAGGCCGACAACGGUGCGCGGCUCAAAGUGGGGUCGCGUUCUGGGGAGUAGUGUUGAUUCGGGAAGUGAAACGGUGACGAGUGCGAGCACUAGUGCUGUUUCGAGAACUUUGUCAGUGCGGGAUUCACCAGCCAAGUCAUCUGGUGGAGGCAAUGGGAGUAGCGGUCACGGGAGUGGGAACAAAGUCUUCCCGAAACUCCAGAAAGUUACUGCUGCGUCGUCUGGAGGAAUCCUCAUUCCUCCGCCUGCAAUUACGCGACAGAGCACAGUGGAGGAAAUAGUUGAAUUCGAAGAUAGCGCAAAGCAAAGCCAAAGCGGUACAAAUUUAGCUAAGGUAGAAUUAUACGACAGUGGAAUCAUUAGGAGUAGCGAUCAAAAACUCAAUGAAGCCUCCUCUUCAAACUUAGUGAUCUAUGAGCCACAACCUGCCAGCGUAGACUAUAAAGAAAUCAUGUCGAAUAUUAUGGACUUUAAAGUCGACGUCAAAUUAGAAGUACAAAGACUGAACCAAAAAAUGGGUAGAAUGGAAGAGCUUCUGGGUGAACUGGUGAAUCGGUUGAGCGGCUCUGGUUCAGACACAGCCCAAACACCGACGAAACCUGGCUCGGAAGAAAGCAAAGUGUUAAGGGUUGGUCAUCGGGCUGCUUCUGCGGGGACAGCUAUUUCCUCCCAUGGUGCUCCUCCAGAAAGGCCUGCCACAGCCACAGGAGAGGUGACUGUAAGUACGGGCGUCGGAGGCCAAAUAGCUUUGCGUAAAAGGCGCAGUAAAUCUAGGACAAAACCUGCUGCCCCUUCGAUACCACCUCCUCCUCCCGAACGAACUACUUCCAAAAUUGCCUCGCUCGAGCGUGAAUCAAAAUCGGUUCCAAUUCCAGAGCCAGAGGGUGACACUCGGACGAUACCUCAUUCCGUUUCUGCCUCUGCCUCGGUUGCGACCCCUGCGCGAGUUGAUGAUGAAACGACCACAAGGCCUUAUUCUCGAAGACCUAAAGAGUUUUUCUAGCAGGAAAUAAACUUACUUUUUAAAGUGGUUUUUGCAUACUUUUUAGUAUAACAUGUAAAACUAAGAUGCUAAAUUUUUUUUCCUUUUCUUUUUUAAAUACUCUUCUUCAAUCCUUGAUAGUGUUUUAAAUACAACACUGUUGGUACAAAAGGUUUUGUUUUUAAAGAAAAAUACAAUUUUCAAAGGAAUACAAAUUGAAGUAAUCCAUGACACUGAAGGCUGCUCUCUCUUCUAUCGAUGGCUGAGGAACAGCACUGCCCAUUUACAAACUGACUAGUUUACUGACAAGUUCGCCAUUUUUGUGAGGUUGCAAUUUUUUUUAUACACUGCAACAUCAUUACAACGCUCCCAUGCCAAAUAAGAAGAAACUGAAAACAUCAGCUUGCGUAUUUCAUACUGUAAGUCCCUUUCUCAAUUUCGCCAAAAUUGUCAGUUAAACAGUAUUGUUCUGUAACCAUCCCUAUGUUACCUUCCGUUCCUUAGUACCCAGUGCAGUGGGAUGUUAAUGCAAAAUUUUAUACCUGAAGUAUGAACCUUUUUGCCAGCAGUGUCUACAAUCUUGUAGUCGAUUGCAAUUACGACUGCACAAGAACUCUUUUUUUACUUAUGUAUGGGACCAUUAUUCUAGCUUCGAAAACCUAUCAAUUCGCGAGAAAAUCGAGUCUUUUAAAAUUUCUCUGAAACAAGUUUAACCUUGAAGAAUUCAAAUGAGAAAUGAGGUAGAUUUUACUUGAAAUUUUGAUUAUAUUCCGUUGAUAACUCAAAGCUCACUGGCUUCAGCUUCUAGAAUUCCUCAGUAUUUUUAAUCUUUCCUUUGGCCUAAAAUUUGUUGGUAUACAAUAAUACUAUUGCUCUCUCUGACGGAGGCAGUGCACGCAAGUAGCUAACAGUUCUCUUGUCUAGUUGAAUCAAAUCAGGCUUUAAAUUGAUUUCAAUAUACUCUUCAAUAAAAUAAUUUUUGGUGGCUGAAAUUUAAAAAAAAAUUGAGAUGUAUUAUACCUCAGAGGAGUAUCAAAGGUGCCUCAAAGAUUCUUGCAGCAAUCGUAGCUCUUAAUUCUGUUAUGACUAUGUGCACUCCACGGUUUUUGCCAAAAAGCUGUAGAAUCAUUAUCAUUAGCUGAAUCUUCUCUGUAUUAUGAUUUUUUCGAUUUUACCUCCUGAAUUCAAUAUUUCUCAGUCCAACAAAAUCUCGUUUUUCACCUUACAUUCAUAUUUCAGAUUCUUUUAAAUCAUUGCUUCGGCUCAGAAUUCCAAAUUUCCAUAACAGAUAUUUUUUUUUUAAUUGAAAAGAGAAAAGAAAUAUUUUCACUUGCCGUGUUUAUCAUUUUUAGUUUUUUAUUUCACGUCAAUUCAAUCAAGUAUCUUAAACUGAAACGAAUAAUUAUAAAUUAUGCUGUAAAAAGAAAGCUGUUCAUUCCCUCUGGGUUUUUUUUAUUACUAUUAUUUUGCACUUUAGUGCUUGCUAGCUAUUUUUUUACAGGGCAUUUCAGCAUUUGUUCCAAUUAAUUAAUCUUGAUUGAGCCAUUAAUAUUCUCAUCUGCCAUGCUCCUAUCGUCAGGUCUUCUUUACGAACUGCAGUAUUAUGUGAAAAGCAAUCAAAUCCUCAUGCUCUCCUUCUAAAUAUAAACAGUACCAGAAAAUAUUUGAAUUCACCAUCUCUCCCUAACUCAGUCACGAGUUUCAAUACUUGGUAUGCCACCAUUUUACAAGUAAAUAAUGUGGGUAUUUCACUUGGAAUUCACUCAAUUUUCUUUUCUAUGUUAUUUUUAAUCUUGUAUUUAUUAAAUUUUUUUUAACGGAAGCAUUUUGAACUUACCUCUACUCAUAGUUCUCAUAAUAGAGGAAACAUUUCUAACGGGAACAACAUUGGAGUCGAGCUUCCUCAGUGAAGCAAUUUUUAUUGAUACUUAAUUCAAUUAAUAAAAAUUUAAUUUGAUCAGUAAAAUUCUAAUCUUUUCAGGAGAUGCAUUUUACAAUAUUUCCUCUGCAAUCCUAAAAGUUUUAUAUUUUUAGCUCUUUUUCAAACUCCCUCCCUGCCUGUAAAUGGACGUAAAUUUUUGAUCACCAAAAUUUUUCUCAGCAUCCUAACAUAGCCCAGUUGCAAUUUUCUCUGUCCAUACAGAUGUCACUCAAAAAAGUCGUACAGAUAUCCCCAGUGCUCUCCCAAUUAUCAAUUUCAUUUUUAUCGAAUUUCAAGAAAAAAUAAAGAAUUCUUCCUUAAAACUAUUCGUGUUUUUGGUAAGAAUGUUAUCUCCUCAUGAGGCUCAGAGCUGGAAGUAAUAAUUCCUUUGCCCAAUGCACUCAAAAAACGAAUUGUUAAGGGUGAGGAAUGGAUAAUGCGUCCUCAUUUCCUAAAGCUCUUGCGCUCAUUUUUUUGGCGUUGACCAUUCAGUCUCUGAUUCAACCUUUUUAUUUUAAAAAUAAUGAAAUAUUAUCUAAAGUUUUUUGAGGAGUAGAAUAUUGGGACUCAGAUUGUUUUAAACUCAUCAAUCAUUUGCCUUAGCAUUUAAUGAAAUGCCCAUUUUGACUUACAUCUGUCUGCAACACACAUCAAGUUCAAACAUUUAAAGGAUCUGCAGUGUAAAAAUUAAUUCUUGUAAUUACUUCUUUAAGUGUAAAUAUAUCUAAAAAAAGAUUUUUAUACUGUGUAAAUACGUAAAAAAGUAAGGUCUAGUGAUGAACAUAAUUGUAUUUAUUUCUAUAUUGUAACUGAACUUGAAUGUUUUUAUAUGAACAUUUAUAUCCUUGAUAAAAUAUCCAAGGUACUUCACUUUUAUGAGCAAUAUUUUUUUCCUCUCUCUCUCUUUCAUGUUAUUAUUUAAUUUUUUGCAAAGGUAGUUUUAAAAAGAAAAAAAAGUGAUAAUUCUUUGAAAUUCAGUCUUUACUGUGUAACAUUACUUUAUUUAGAGCGUAAAAUUUUACGAAUUCGUAAAAGCUGUUGGUGCCGACAGCCCCUUUUAUUUUUGUUUGUUAAAUUUUCUUUUUCCUCUGACAAAAUUCAUCUAUUGAUUCACAACUAAAGUACAUCCAUUAACAUACACAAAGGUUCCAUAAAAGAAAAUCAGAAAGCCCAUGCAAAUAAAAUAACUAAAUAUAUGAUGAAAAAUUGCAGGAAAGCUGUAGAAGUCCUAAAAAUCCCUUUAUUUUAAGGUAUAUCAACAUCAAUCAAUCAAUUAUUUUUCGUUUAUUUGAGGAAAAUUAAAACGAAGUAACGUUUUGACAUUAAAAGGAUAUUUCAUUCCCCUUUAUACAAACUUUAUGCCGUUUGGAGGAAGAAGGAUUUGUGGACACUCAGGCUUCCUGAAAAUGAAGGUGCAAGAAAUGCCAAGAGGAAGAGGGGAGGGAAAAAUCCAUAGAGAAGUAAAAUGUUUUCCUAGGAGAGAAAGUAACCACUUGCAUAGAAAGCCACCAUAUAGUAACCACUCAUAGAAGCAAUCAUUUCGAGGAACGCCUCAAGACUCUUUAAGCACUGUAUGAUUAAAUCAAGUCCAUGUCGAAUUUCAAUGGAAGUAAGGAGGCCACCAAGUGCUAUUUAUCAAAUAUUGACUUAAGAAUCUCUGAAAUUAAACUUCAAGUCAGUAAAAUCUGUAAUGCAGCUAGAUUUCCUCAAUAAUCAUGGAUCAAACGUUUUGAAGGGAUGCUGUAUGCUUGUAAUUUGUUCCAAAAAGCAAGACUGAGAAUAUUAGUUAACACUAAAAUAUCAAGGACUUCUGGAGUAGCCUUUGCUGGGCUCAAAGACUAAUUUUAAUUUUUUUACAUCAAGGCAUCCUAGUAAUUUGUAUCCCAAUUUUCUUGUUAAAUUUCAAGUGUACCUCUUGACCUGUGCCCUCAGAGUAUUUCUUUUUCUUUUCUUUGCUAAUAAAUAUAUUCCUGCAUGCAGAAAGAAAGUAUGAACUUGGAGAAAAAUUAUCACAGAAUCUAAGGCCCUCAAGACAAUAUUCUUCUCUAUAAAAAUAUACAAUGAGAGGCUUUUAAAAUCAGACUGGCUACAGUUCUUAAAUCCUGCAUCUUGUAAAAUGAAAGCUGGUGAUUCUAAAAUUAGGAUGAGGUCACUCAAAAUACUGAAAUAAUUGAAUUCUAUCUUUUUUCCUGCUUUUACUCAACUCAAAAUCCCCUCCUCAAUAUUGAUAUUUAGGUUGAAUAAUUAAUUAGGAAUGACAGGUUUUUUUCUAGUCUUCCACGCUUUUAUUUCUUCCGAAUCAAGUGUUUGUUUUAUGUUUGAAAUCUUGUCAACUUGACGAUCUUUUCAAUCAUUUUUCCUCUCACAUGUAUCUUCAGAACUCGCAUGUCAAUGAACGAAGAAUUUUUGUCCAAAUUUUCAGCGUUGCCCUUAGACUUGUCAUGAACAGUUUGAAGUGUCUGUCCCACGCACUAACUCAGGCUCUCAAAUUGGCACUAUUUUUUUAAUAUCUCAGCCAUUCCUGUACAAAAUUCCUUGAAAAUCUCAAUAUCAGAUCUAUUAUGUGUCUUAAGCACAUUGGUCACCUUCAAAGAUCGUUCGCCUGACGAUCUUUGAAAGGCUGCAAUCCAAAGUUCCAUCUAUGAGACUCUUUGGAGCCUCUAGUUUGUGUAUGGGGCAGGCGCUUGUAGUACAUAAUUUUUCUGGAUGAGAAGAGAUGUUAAAACAUAAGUAUUUUUCUUUUUUUGUAUUUUUUUAAUUUAGCUUUUAUGGGCUAAAAUUUUCCUUGUCAUAAAAGCUGUUCUUGACUGAUCGAAUUAAAAAGCAAUUCCAACAGCUAGUCAUUGCAAUUAUUUAUGCAAAUUUACCUUUAGUCAGAAGUAUCAUUUAAAUAUAAUUGGAAACUUCGAAAUGUCAGUCCGUUUUUCUCUGAGCAAAGAAUCGUCUGUUCCGAUAAUAUUUUUUUAAAUCAAGAAUUCUCUGUGUCUGAAUGCAUCUAGGCAUGAUAUAAGUCUCUUUCUCUUAUUUUAAAAUUACGACCAUGCCUCUAAAUUUGGUGAGUUGCUCAUUUUGAUUGCAACCGUCGGAUCAGUUGCUUGAACGAACUGAUUUGUAUCAAACAUAAUGAAUUUGAAGAAGCAUAAAUCGUUCGAUCUUCAGUUUUCAUAUCAGUGUAGAUGUACCGGUUAGAAUUGGAAAAGUUUAAGAAAUAAAUUGAAACAUUCUAAUUAGAGUUCUGUGAUACUGUAUUUGCACCCAAGUGAUUCAGAGUCCUCCUCCUCUCAUCAAGAUUUGUUUAAUAGUCUUUCGAUUAACAAAGUUUGAAUCAGACAUAAAAAAAUCCUCUCUUGCUAUGGAAUCCAAUAAUGAGUAGCCGGAAAGUUGAGAAAUUUUUUGAAUGCAUGCAGUCUUAAGAUAUCAUUGAACUAUCACUGAGCCAACCCUGUAGCAGCUGUGAAGGUAUUCAUGAGGGGUUCAGGGGUUUUCUAAACUUACAGGGUUGACUUCAUAGUCGCUCCUCAAACGCAGAGGCCUCCUCAACCAAUGUAGACAAUUCUUAUGACUUAAGGAAGCCUGCAUGUUUAAGGAGCGACUAUGAAUACAAUCCUAGCUGUAGAAAAUCAUGCUAUCUUAAUUGAGUCUAAUUGUUGCAAGAGGAGGAGAGGUUUCAGUUGAACAUUAUUAUUGCUUUGACUUUCCAAAAUUUGUGCGAUGAAAGUGUGUACUUCGCACAUUGUUUGCAGUCUCUUGGUUGGAAUGUUUAAGCAAACAGUCUGUAUUCAACAAGAUCUCAUGUAUCUACGCUUUUAAGUUUUAUGGGUCUCUAUUCAUGGUUAGGUACCUUACAUUAAGGUAUUUGCUGCUGAACAUCCAAGUGUUACUUCAUAGAAUUUUAAGAAUGCCAAUUCUGUCUAGUUUGAUUGUUUGUUAUUUUGGUUGUAGAAUGUUUAAUUUUUUCUCCUUGUUAUUUGUCUAUGUGAUUUUACUUGAGAUGAAUUAAUAGCACUGUCUGUGAAGCUUUUGCUUACAAAUUAUGUUCCCUUAAAUAUGUUGAUUAAAUAAUUUUUCAGCGCAAAUGAUUUGUUGCGUAAUUAGCAUUAGGUAUCGGCCAGAUUUUACAGAAAAGGCCCAAGUGUUCAUGUGGCUCUAAAAAAAGUAUUCUGUAAAGAGGUGUUAAGUUCUGAUGUCAGUAUCGAUUUAUUCAGACUCCCAAAAAGCCGCUAAUUAUAGUAUGAAUGUAAAGAUUUAUUUACAAUGUUUUUUUUUUGUUUUUGUUUUGUUUUUGUUUUUUUUACUUUUUUCUCUGUAGCCAUGAAACGUUAAUUACAUUGCCACAGAGUGAAAUGGAAGUGACCAUGAAUGAAUGAAAAUUCCCUCUCCCAUUUUUAAAUGGAACUAUAUUUUCAUACUAUGCACUAUGAACUAUAAGCCCAAAUUUUUACACCGUUCAUAAUCUGAAUAAACAAAAGCUCUUCAUUAUUCAGCUAGCAUAAAUAAACCCUCAGUCUUUUUUCUGUUUUACAGCAAAUUGAUACACGCUGCAUUUAAAAAGUAAGAUUAAGUGUUUAAAUGGUGUCAAAGUGUGUUUUAAAUUUACGUGUGCCUUUCUAAAUUUUUAAACGUAGUCUUGGUUUUGAAAUCAAUUUUAAACUAAUUAUGAAUAUUGAGUAUGAGGAUAUUGGGGAGGAAAUGUAUCACCCAUACUUCAUCAUCAGUUCCCAGAAAAUAAUCUACUAAUGUGUGUACACAAGAAGUCCAGCCAUUCUUCAUUUUUUCUUUUUUUAUUACAAUUAUUACCUAUGCUUGCCAUACAGCUUUUUUAAGUUUAAAUUUUUUGUUUUUUGCUUCCUCUUAAAAUGUCCGAAAUUAUAAACGACUCUUAUUCUUUGCCAAAGUAUCACCGUUUCUUCCUCACUCCAAAUUAAUUUGUGCCUUUUACAUCGAGUAUAAUUCAUUUUUACCGUCUUUUUAGAAGCAUCAGAACAACUUGAUUUUUGGAGCCAUCACAGUCAAUUGGUAUUGGCACCUCUUCUUAUUUUGUAUAAUAAUGCAGUGACCAUGCUAGUAGACGGUGUGCCAUGUUCAGAUAGGUCAGACCCUUUUGCAAAACAAAACAAAAACAAUAUUCUUUUUAUUUCAUCGUUUACACUUUGUUUACUAUCAUGUUCACGCUAUUUUUUUUUCUUCAUUUUUUUUUGGAACCAGAGGCAGGUUUUUUUUUAAUGAAUGAAAUAAAUUUUUAACUUUUUACUUUUUACCAACCUUUAUUUUUCCUUUUAUUUUCCUUCUAUUUUAAUGUAAGGCGUUGCAUUUCAUAGAAAACAGGGGAGAUAUGAUGAAGGCAAAAUUCAAAUGACACAUUGACACAUCCAAAAAUUACAAGUCCUCACAUAGCGGAGCUUUCAAAAUCAAAUCAAGGUAAUAAAAAGGAGUAAUUUUCCUAAUUUCUGGUUGAAUCACAGGCAAGCACUGAAAUAUGAAAGAGUGAAAAAAAGGGAAAAUGGAACCAUCAUUGAUCCAUUUGAAUUGAAUAAAUGUCUGUAGAUGUUCAGAUGAAGUACCUAGUUAGCUAAAAAUAUUCGCAGAUCUAUAUCAUCUCAAGUAAAAUUAUGUUUUCUGCUGUGUACCAUAACUCUUCUUUAAAUUGUGAUAGUGCGUUAUGAGCCUAAGUUGUGAAUAGAAACAGUUGUUCUUUGUUUCAAAUUCUCUUCAUCAUCAUUAGGUUUUACCAGUUCUUGUUAACGUUUUAAAAUUUUAAUUUUAUUUUUUUGUCUGUUUUCAAUUUAUUUUAUUUACAUUAUUUUACAUUCCCCACAAAUGAGAAUGUAAUCUGGCUGUUUAUUCCGUUCAGUUUCCAAGUUCAUUCUCAGGUCAGUUUUGCCUCUUUAUCUAGAAACCACCUGUGGUCCUGCGAACAGAAAAUUCGUUGAUUUUCAAGCCUCUUUGUUAUUUUUCGAUUUUGUGAUGAUGAACUUUUCCUUUGGAAGUAAACCGAGCUGUGUAACUGAAAUCGUAUGCAGGGCCUGAAGAAAUGUGAUGCAGAAUUUCCUGCAUCAUCAUCUACUUACUGCCAUCGCAAUUAACAUUUUAAGAACCUAUUUGGUUGUAACACUGAUGUCUCUAUUUAGGUAUUUUUUUUUAAAUAUUUCUCAAGAAAGAAUUUUGCACUCCACUGCUCUCUUUCCCCAAAUUUUUAUUGAUUGGCAAUUUUCUCUUAUGAUAGGUUCUAUAAAUUUGCUUUUGUUCGAUCCAUGAUCCUAUGAGAUCCUGAUCAAUCACAUCAUGUGUUUUUACGAAUAAAAUAUUAAAGACGAAAAAAGAGCGUGUUUAACCAGCAAAUAUUCUAAUUUCAAUCAUACUUUCUCUCUGCAGAACUUGCUUCCAUUGCUCUGAAUAUUUGGUGUGACUUUGUUACAAUAAAAUUUCUUUCGGAUCUAUUCUGAGUUGCAAAUUUUGUCACGUCUUUGUUGCAUCCUAAAGUUAUAUGUACAAUCAAUUGUUUGUUUUGAACGAUUAUCAGCCAACUGGCCUAAAAAUUUCGAAGAAAAAAUCAGCUCAAAGAUCUGUCACAUUCCGCUUAAUGCAUAACCUACCCAUUCUCUAUUUAUUAUUCUGAUGUGCGAUUAUAAUCUUUUCAGAUAUUUUAUGAACACCUUUGUUUUUCAAAUAAAUUUUCAUUUAUUUUAAAGAA